UAAUGUAGCGAUUAGUGAUAGGAUCCCAUUUUGUUUUAAAAAAUCAUUUUUUUUAUUCACUGAAGUAUUUUUUGGUGACAUAAUUAGUGUAGCGAUAAGUAGAAAGAAUUACCUACUAUUCGUUUCACCAAAAAAAAAAAAAAAAAAAAAAAAAAAAAAGAAGAUUACCUACCAUUCAAAUAAAAUUUUAGGCUAAAUUACCUACCCUUCAAAGUUUGAUCCUCCUUUGUACCCAAAAAUAAAAUAAAAAUAAUUCGAUAGUCUUCUCUACCAUCGUAAGUAAGAGUCCGAAUGCCUCCGUGCCAAUUCCAAACAGCAAUUCCAAUUCUCGACUUCUAGUAAACAAGUUUAAUGAGUAGAGGAAAUUGAAGUAAUGGGUUUAUCAUCUAAUAUGACCACUACCGCUGAAGGCGUACAAUUUUGUAUAUUUGAUUUGAGGAGGGGACAACAUGAAGGGCAGGAAUUGGACAAGAUAUUGUUUUUCUUUCCUGCUGAUUUGCCCUUUUCGACACAGCUGUCUGUGAUCGGGCUCAGUGAAGGGCUUAUCACGUUUACAAGAAUUUUCUCUCCAGAGGCUGCUUGUGAGGUCAUAGAUGCAGAGAGGCACUCCCAUGUUUUUUAUGAGGCAGAGCCAGAUAUUUGGAUGGUGAUGAUAGUGGAGAAAAGCAAGGAGCCUGAAGCCAUUUGGAGGAUUGAGGCACUAAGAAAGGUUCUUAAGGAAGUCCAUUCUCUUUUUAUGAUGUUUCAUGGAUCUAUAAGAGCAUUACUAGAUAAAGAGCCUGGUGGAGGAUUAGCUCGAUCUCAUUUGUACCCUUUCAUCAUGGAUUAUCUAAGUGCAUACCAAAAACGGUCUCCAUUGGAGAAGUGCUGCUGGGAUUUUCUGGUUGGAAAAAAACUCAUGUUACCAUCCUUCCGUGACUGUUUAAAGGAGCGUGGAACUGUACAGAUGCUUACUGUAGGGCGAGAGGCAGCAAUUGAAGUUCAGUCGCUUGUCAGAGUAAUUGAAUCAUGUGCUGGGAACACACCAUGCUACUCAUUAAUUUUGUUUCAGGACCUGCUGGUGUCAACUACUCUUUUGCCGGAUGACACCAUAAACUUAUUUACAUAUGCAGUUCUAAGGUUGACCCCACGUGCUUUAUCCUCUGGUGCAAGUUCAUGGUCCUAUUUACGAAAAGGAACUGCAUCGCAUGAUGCCGCUUCAUCUAUCUUGGGCCAGUCUGGUACUGUUUCAGAACCGUUUUAUGGCCCAGGUGACUUGUCUACUGCAGUAGAUAAUGGUUAUCGUGUCACACGGCCCUUGUGUCAUGAUAAAUGGUCAAAAGGGAAAGAUGGUUUUCUUGUCACUGAUAUUUGGGGCGUGGAAGCUGGUACCUGGAUUCCUGCCACACCUAAAGUGUUGCUUCAUCAGACAGAUGAAAAAAUGUAUCUAUGUGCUCUUCAGUAUAAAAGCCUUACCUUGAUAUUUCUCCUUCCUGUUUCUUCUAUAUUAAAUGGAGAGCAAGGUAUUUCAAUGGUGAAGCAGCAAGUUCUAGAAAAUGCUGCCCUAAAGAUGCUGAAAGUUGAAGAGAAGCUAUCAAAAGGAUGGGGUGGUGAGAAUGCUUAUCAUGUUAGUGGUUAUCGUUAUUUACUAGUGGAUAGUGACAGAAAUAUAUCCAGGGCUUCACCAUCAGGAAAGGUUUCAACACUUUAUAAGGAAUCUUUACUUGCCAUGAGUAAGCUCAGAGAAGAGGUUGAUUUGGAUAAAUAUACAGCGCACUGGGAUAAUGCUGGUCAUGAAAAAGAAUUGGAAGUAAGCAUUCGAGCUAAAAACAAUGCUUGGGUUAUUGCUAAGGUUACAAGAGGGAAAGAGCUUUAUAUGGUACUAGAGAAAGCAAAUGAAACACUUCUCUAUGCCUCUGAUGCUGUUGAGAAGUUCAGUAACAGAUACUGCAAUGGUGCUUUUUCAUUGGAUUAACCAAGCAUACUUUGAUUUCGAACACACGAUCCCCAAAUGACUUGAAUCCAUCUGCUGCAGAUAUGUGGCAUGGAAUUUAAGAGGAGAAAAAUGAUUGUUUUGUAACCUUGUUGUAUGUACCUUGUAGUGGUAGAUUUUUGUGCUAUUAAUCCCACUUUCUAUGACCUUUGCCAUUCCAUGCUGUCUAGAAUAGUCCGAGUUUGCAAAAAUGCUUGAUUUGGUUGUCAAGAAAAUGAAAUAAUAAGGAUUGGAAAUUUGUCAAAAUGUUUUUAGAAGAAAAAGAAAGGUACUGGUUCAUGUAUUUAUAUCCUUCUAGUUAUCCUUUAUAUACUUCAUUCUUUA
Ziziphus jujuba (common jujube) is the source of this 2296-nucleotide messenger RNA. Its product is annotated as vacuolar fusion protein CCZ1 homolog B. Bases 374 to 1954 code for a protein of 526 amino acids. The transcript has 11 exons. Gene Ontology annotation, cellular component: intracellular membrane-bounded organelle; Mon1-Ccz1 complex. The record is from RefSeq and is a predicted model, not a curated record. Gene Ontology annotation, biological process: vesicle-mediated transport. NCBI's taxonomy places the organism in Eukaryota, Viridiplantae, Streptophyta, Magnoliopsida, Rosales, Rhamnaceae.